AUGAAGAAAGAAGGCGCCACUCUAGCUCGAGAAGAUAUCUCAUCGGACGACUACAAUUCUGACGCGUACAGCCUUUACUUCAAAGGUUUGAUGUGGGAGGAGAUAAUGGGGUUUGGGGUUGCAAUAUGGAGAGAAGAAGAUGAUAGUCUCUUGUUUCAGAUGAAGAGAUCUUUGUGUGACUCUUUAACUACAGUUUUGGAGGCUGCGCUUAUAGCUUUGAAGCGGGGACUAACUGAAGUUGUGAGUUUGGGGAUCAAUCAUAUCACAAUCUACUGCGAUGAUUAUAAGGUUUUUGACUUGAUCAUGGAAAGAUCCGCUCCUGACCAAGAGAACAUCGCCUUGAUAAUGGAUGAUGUCAAACGCCUCAGACAACAGUUGCCAUCUAGCUUCCUUGUUCUUGUGACUGAUCAAAUUCAAGUUAAGUUUGCAAUAGACUCAAUAAAGAUAGGUAUGCCUCCUGCUCAUAAGAAGACUUGCGAUAGCUGUUUCGACAAUAAUGAUAUCAUCAAAGCUGUACCUAUGUUUUCCAAUGGAUCUUGCCCUCAUAAGUUCUGCUUGAACUGCGUGAAAAGACAUUUAGAAGUGGAACUACAAGAUGGAAGAAGUGUACCGAGAUGUCCUUAUCAUCGCUGCAAAUCGAACCUUGAUCUUAGAAGGUGUGCUCAUCUUUUGACACCUAAAGUACAAAAGAUGUUUGAGAGAAGGAUCAAACAAGACUUGGUACCAGAAUGGGACAGGUUUCACUGCCCAAAUCCAAGCUGA
Messenger RNA from Capsella rubella, 762 nucleotides. RefSeq lists its product as uncharacterized. The transcript is spliced from 2 exons. NCBI's taxonomy places the organism in Eukaryota, Viridiplantae, Streptophyta, Magnoliopsida, Brassicales, Brassicaceae. The coding region runs from base 1 to 762 and encodes 253 amino acids. The record is from RefSeq and is a predicted model, not a curated record. Gene Ontology annotation, molecular function: RNA-DNA hybrid ribonuclease activity; nucleic acid binding.